Messenger RNA from Pseudogymnoascus destructans, 498 nucleotides. RefSeq lists its product as uncharacterized. The coding region runs from base 1 to 498 and encodes 165 amino acids. Lineage: Eukaryota; Fungi; Ascomycota; Leotiomycetes; Thelebolales; Thelebolaceae. The record is from RefSeq and is a predicted model, not a curated record. The transcript has a single exon.
AUGUUCAAAUCCGGGCUGCGAUUUGUCGCCGACCUUCUCUGGAACUGUGUCGUCGAGACACGCACCAUCUUCCUGCCAAAGGCGGCCGUCGCCAAGUUGCAGCAGCAGGCCCAGGAAGACCUCUCCGGCGAGUUCGUCAGUGAAGGCGACGUUUUAACGGCGUGGGCGACGCGCGCUGUGGCCUCUUCCAUGCCAUCCCGUCCCAUAACCGCCCUACACCCGCUCAACCUGCGAUUCCGUCUCCCAUCCCUCAUCCAAGUUCCCGGCGUCUUCGUGCAGAACAUGGCCGUCUCAGCCUUCUCGCUCUUCACGCCUGAACUCCUUCGAGGACCCCUCGAACCCAUUGCGCUCGAGAAUCGGCGCCAACUGAUGGAGCAGGCGACGGAGCCUCAAUUGCUCGCCUUGUUACGUGAGAUGAGUCAGAGCUACACGCCUGGCGGCGAUACAACCGUUCUCUGCGGCGAGUUCCAUGCCCUCCUAAUGCCGUUUACGAAUUAG